AUGGCUGGUCCAGCCCGUGACAAUCUUAGCUCGGUACCCGAUACCAAGGAGACUGAUUUCCAGGAAAAUAAUACGCAGAGGGCUGAUAUGCAUGAUGCUCAGCCCGUCUCCGGAUCCAACGACAAUCAAGAUGGAUUGGACCAAGUUGAUGGCCAGAUCCCCGUUACUCAAGGCUCUUUUCUCCCGGGGAUAACUGCAACAAAGAUUCAGAAAAUCACUGAACUGAACAGAUCGACAACGAGCUUUGAUAUCUGGCGUGGAGAAGUCGAAUUUUCCCUCGGCACUCUGUGCAUUGAACCCGUAAUCGAUAGUACGCUACCCCGACCCAGUGAAUUCGAUGCUGACUAUGGACGUUGGCGUUACUGGUCCCGCAUCGUCGGCAGCUGGCUCUUCAAUCAAGUCAACGAAGAUCUAAAGCUCGAGAUCUUCUCGCGUCCCAGAAUUCCCCGUGAAGCAGAUGAGGUCUACAAAGUUAUCCUCGACGAAGCCGAACGCUUCAACACGCUUGCGAAUGUGUACCACGAGCUUAACAAAUUCGACGACAUCACUCGUGAGAACUACACGACAGCUUAUGAAUAUAUCACUGCUUACAGAAAACAAUUCAAUGUGCUGAAAAGGUUCGGCGUCGCCCCGCCCCCGGCAUUUGCGAUUGCGAGACUGAUGCGCAACAUCGAAGAUGAAGUCGAGAAAGUGAUGUUCAUCCGGGAAAGGACUGGAGCGUUCAAUGCCGGUGAUAUGACGGAAGAUCAUUUCUACAAAUACAUUACGGAGCUCGCCGUCAGUGCCAAAAGGCAAUGGUAG
This is a messenger RNA of Penicillium paradoxum, 801 nucleotides long. RefSeq lists its product as uncharacterized. Bases 1 to 801 code for a protein of 266 amino acids. The transcript has a single exon. The record is from RefSeq and is a predicted model, not a curated record. NCBI's taxonomy places the organism in Eukaryota, Fungi, Ascomycota, Eurotiomycetes, Eurotiales, Aspergillaceae.